AUGGAGUGCUCUUUGCCCGAUGGCUUUUUGUGUACGGAAGAUGGGGACGCAGCUAGCGACGUCGCAACGUGGGGUCGUGUUCUUUUCACAUCAGAGACAUGUUCGAAUUCAGCAAUUCGAAAGAAAGGAAAGCACUGCCAGGCCAGGCCAGUCAAUCUCUUGCCUCUGCUGGGCUGUCCCUCCCUCGUCCCUGCACCUCCCGCGUGCCAGUCCCUCCUCUCCGUCACCCACACAGCUUCCGCUGCAAUUUCUCCUCCUUUUCUCGUGUACUCGCCAGGUCCAUUCCGAGCGCAGUCUGCCGGCGAAAGUGUGACAUUGUUUGGUUGUCAAUCACUCACCUGUCUGCGACAACUCUGCCCAGUCAGUCCGCGUCCGCCAUUCACCCAUUCUUCCCCGACAGUUGACGGUCUUUUCCUGCUAUUUAGUUCCGCUGCGUCCUCCCCCGAGCUCAGACCCGCAGUUCUGCCAGCUCGAGGCCUUGCGUGA
Messenger RNA from Fomitiporia mediterranea MF3/22, 486 nucleotides. RefSeq lists its product as uncharacterized. Lineage: Eukaryota; Fungi; Basidiomycota; Agaricomycetes; Hymenochaetales; Hymenochaetaceae. The record is from RefSeq and is a predicted model, not a curated record. Bases 1 to 486 code for a protein of 161 amino acids. The transcript has 3 exons.